ACGCGAUUGCUGAAAAUGAAUUAAAUCGCGACUUGAUCCAAUAACAGCAGCAGGCCUUGAGCAUGAGCCGGAAAGAUCUCGUUGUGGCUCGCUCAUGACAACGACAGCAGGGAAUAGGAAAGUUCUGUAUACCUGAUCCAUCUAGAAUUUACCUUCUUUUUUUUUAUUCGUUUUCAUUUUGUUUUCUGCUAUGGCACUGUGAAGGGUUGCGAGUUCGUUGAAUGGAUCAAUCUCAAUACUAUAAUUCCCAUUUUCCUUCGUGCACCCUUUCUUUGAAUAGUACUUCCAAAAUGCCCAAAUCACACUACUUCAACAAUACCGAUUACUGGACAAUGGAUCGUGUGAUUCACUGGCUAGAAGUGAAUGAGUUUAAUAGAAAUGUCAUUGAUGUUUUUAAAGCAAGGAAUAUCUGCGGAAGGACAUUCCUUGAUGUAGACAUGUCGUAUUUGAUGACUUUUCAGAAUGAGCUGAUGCUCUCAUAUUCUGACAAGCGCAAACUCGCCCAUGCUAUCAAAGCUUUGAAAGCACCAGAAGAGACUCAUAAUAACCCACAACAAACAAGAAGCAACUAUAAUGUCAGUCGCCAUAAUCUGACUGCGAAUUCGUCAAGCAAUAAUGGACAGAGAUAUGUUAGUUCACCGGAAAAUAUUACGCCCUUGAUACCAGAAAGAAAAUCCUCAAAUAAUGAGCAUGUAUUAGAUUGGAUGAAAUCGUUCAAUAUACCAAAACGACCUUUCGUGUCCACUGCUAAUGUCAACAAUACCAUAGCAGCAACAGGUGCAUCAGCGGCGCGUCACCAUCACCAUCAGCACCAUCCAAAUUUGCAGCCUACAUAUUUUAACCAUACAAUAGCAAAUAGCCAGUCUGGAAUAUAUCAACAUCAUAGCCAGCAUUCUAAUUUCCCUGUUAGUCCAAAAAGUCCUAGAAUUGUACAUAGUAAUCAAUUACCACUUUCCUCUUCAGCAGCAUCCACUAUGAGCAGCAAUACGACCACGUCCUCUUCUACUACUACAGAUGGUUCAUGGAAACUUGCAAGAAGGCGACCUACGCCAGCCGCUACAAGUUCCACGGUCAAUCCUUUGAACAAUAUGGGUUUAAACACAGCUCUGUCUUAUGGUGAUCAAACAAUUCACAUUACCCCUCCUCCUCCUCCUCCUCCACAGGAGCCACAACAAUUUAUUCAUGUCACCACAAACUCAGAUACAUUCCAUAGUUUACAAGUUACAGGCAUGCACGACCCACGUUUGAUUAAAAACUCAAUUAUCAGAAAGCUAGGGCUAGAAGGAAAAUGUGAUAAUUAUAGAUUCUUCCAUGAAAAUGGAAAAAACACCGAUAUACCCUUGACUGAUAGUGAAUUAUCGCAUAUUUGUCAGAUGUCUGACCAUAGUGCUACGAAUAGAAUUUUAGUCAGGCCCAUCUCGAUAAUAAGUAAAGAUGAUCACGGCUAUCACAAUGCCAAUAAUUACCACCAGCAAUACUCCCCUAUUGUGAACAACAAUAGCGCAAGAUCUUAUAGUAGCCACCAAGAUAAUCAGUACACUCUCAAUAAUUCAUCACAGGAUAAUGACAGAUCAGCAAACACAAAUCUUAAAGGCCAAAUUGCAGUUGUCGACUCUCUUAAUGGUAGCAGAGGCCUAAGCAACGACACUUAUAACGAAAAAGCUCCUAAUCUCAGUUAUAUGCGUAAAGCAUCUAUUGAUAUUACUGCCAGUAGUAGCACGCUUUCGCCUAUAAAAAGUAUUUCAAAAUCAAAUCGUAGUAGUACAUCCUCAACGGAUAAUCGUGAUUUUAACCAACUUGCAGCUGAUGCAAAGUUGAUGGAUAGCUCGCAGCAUUCAUGGGCCGUUCAAGAUCCAUCUCAAAGUCUUCAUUCCCCCUCGUCUCAACAUCAGGAGCCGCUGCAAAGAUCAAGCCAACCGGAUAACUCCUUGUUAUGUGCACCCACCAAAUCACCAAAUGAAACACAUCACUCAUCAGCAGCACCACUCUUUGUAGCCCCUACAUUAAAUACAAAGACAGCCAUAUUAUCAGAUUCUGUAGCAACAAGGGUAGAAUUAGAUAAAGAUGCGCCUGUUUCGCUUUGGGCUGUACCACCAUCAAAACCUGCGGCAUCACUUGCUCAUUCACCCACUCCGGCUUUGUGGGCUGUUGAACCAAAACCGCAGCAGCAAAAACCAUGCUCGUCAGCUGAUAAUUCUGAUAAGAAGCAUAUAGGGGAUGCAAAGCCUGUCUCUCUUUGGACUGUUUCGCCUUCAAAUCAACAUAUGACAACUUCAACUUCUUCCACACUGAAAGAUGAAGCAGCUCCAGUUUCUCUAUGGGCAGUACCUCCCUCUUCUGCGGGCAUUAAGUCAAGUGCAACUCCCUCUACCCCCCAACCUUCAUUAUGGGCUGUUCCUCCACAAACACAAGGUCACUUUGAAAAGCAGACGCGCGCUGAAAGUAGUAGUAGUAGUAAUAGUAGUAAAACGUCGACAGUUUCUUUAUGGGCGGUCUCGCCUUCCAAACAGCAGCAACGUGAAACGAAAGAGCAUACCAAAGGCGAGGGUUCAGCGGUAAAGGCAACAACCGGCCCUUCAGAUACCCCUACGUUAAAAUCGGAAACAAGCGACGCUUCUUCAAGCGUUUCUCAAAGCAUAGACAGCCUUAGCAUGAAUCGGAAGAAGGAUGAUGAAAGUGGCACAGUCAGUAGAAACCGUAUUGUGCAAUUUGAAACUGAUGAAGAUGAAUCGCAUAUCUUAUCUUCAGCUUCAAGCGUUGCUAGUGCACCUGAAUUGAAAGAUGGCAUUGAGCAGUUGUCUAUCUCGUCAACAUCAACAACAUCAGAUGAGGAAGAUGAAACGAGAGAACAGCACGAAAAGAAGCAGCCUGCAAUUAUGCAUCGUCAUAUGCAUAGCCGUAGUAACAGUGCUUCCAAACUACAUAUUGAUAUUACAAAUUCCCUUCCGAACCGCAGCGUAGGAGGAGAAGAGAAUAAUCAAAAUAUUCUCGACUCACCCAACCUGUCUUCACCCUCUCAUAGUGGCUCUGCCUUGGAUCCAAUAAAUGAUGAAGAAAAUUGGGCCGAGCGUCCUUCUGUAGAUCGUCUAUACAAAGACAUUGAUAAAUACUUACCCGGUCAUGAUUUAGACAAAGAAAUUAUCAUAAAUGAAUCCUCUACAGCAACAUCCCACUCUGAUAACAAUUCUGGUGGUAAUAGCAAUAGUAGAGAAGGAGGCGGAAAUAAUAUUUAUAAUAGUGAGCCUGAAACUCCUACAAUAGUCACCAGUUUACCGCCAAAUAGAAAGCUGGUAGGCCAUAGAAAAUCUAUUCGUAACGUGGCUCGCGAAGCCCAUCGUAAUUGGCGCAAUGCUGUCAACGUCAUACGUGCGAAUAACAAUUUAAUACGACGACGAAGUACAAAAAUGUGGCAUCGAAAUGUUGAACAAGUGAAGCCCGGAGACAAAAUUGAGCCUAUUAUCCCUCAAAAUUCUGAAAAUGAAACAGCAGCAUCCACAACAGUAGCAGAGCUAGAACAAGGACAACAACAAGUACGAUCAUCACCACUACAACAAAAUAGUGGCGGCGUAGUACCACCUAAAUCUAAAAAGUUACAAUGGAUUCGUGGUGAGUUGAUUGGUAAAGGCUCUUUUGGACGUGUGUAUCACGCUUUAAACGUCGAAGCAGGUGAAUGGAUUGCAGUAAAACAAGUCGAUUUACCGAAUACUAAGUCUGAUUACGGCAACACUCAAUUAAAUGAUAUGAAAGACGCAUUGUAUCGAGAAAUUUCGUUGCUGGAAGAUUUGGACAAUGAGUAUGUGGUGCAAUAUUUAGGUUAUGAUGUGGAUCACGCAGAGGGAUAUAUCAAUAUCUUUUUGGAGUACGUGCCGGGCGGUAGCAUCGCCUCCUGUUUGGCCAAGACAGGAAAAUUUGAAGUGCCUUUGGUCAGGUUCUUCACCCGACAAAUCCUAAUGGGCGUUGCUUAUCUUCACAGCCGCAAUGUUUUGCAUAGGGAUAUCAAAGCCGGAAAUAUUCUUUUAGAUCAGAAUGGUGUUUGUAAAAUUACAGAUUUUGGAUUAUCUAAACUAAGUGGGCAAGAUAAGGCGUAUGAUCCUCAUUCGAAUAACUCUGUGAUGAGAGGAACAGUCUUUUGGAUGGCGCCUGAAGUUGUGAAAGGAACGAAAUACAAUGCUAAAGUGGAUAUUUGGAGCUUAGGGUGUACAGUCAUAGAAAUGUUGACAGGAAAACAUCCAUGGCUUGAUUUGAAUAUGUUAGCUGCAUUAUACAGUCUUGGUAAAUACCAAGCGCCUCCUAUACCAGAAGGUAUUCCUGAUGAUGUAUGCGAUUUUCUCGAAAAAUGUUUUACUAUUAACCCUGAGGAACGGCCUACCGCCGAGCAAUUGUUAUUACAUCCUUUUGUGCAGCCAGAUCCAACGUUUGAAUUCAAAAAAUACAUGAAAAAAGUCGAACUUGAACGUAGGCAAUCUAGGAAGCUUCAGCAGCAUCAGCAACAACAUCAGCAAUUCCAUACAAAGCAACCAUCACAUACUAUUCCCGCUAUUAUUUAGAGUAAUCAUUUUGCAAAAAUACCACUUGUUUUUUAGAAUAAUAUCUGACAUUUCUCUGUCUCCAUUUUACUAUUCUUUAUAACAGUUAUUCAUAUCCUUUAAUUCUUGUUUAUUGUUGUUAAAUUAUAAUGACAUUUUUGUAUAUCAAUUCCAUAAUUUUUUGAUUUGCCAAUUGAUUAGAAUUACACACCAUGCAAUUUAGCCUGCAAAAUUAAAUGUGUUGUUUAAAUUCAAACACACAGACAUCCUGACAGUAGUACAAAUGAGCGCAUGUUGUGAACGAGGCAUUUCGGGCAUUUGAUCACUUCACAAUUACCGUC
This is a messenger RNA of Mycotypha africana, 4867 nucleotides long. RefSeq lists its product as uncharacterized. The coding region runs from base 222 to 4547 and encodes 1441 amino acids. The record is from RefSeq and is a predicted model, not a curated record. NCBI's taxonomy places the organism in Eukaryota, Fungi, Mucoromycota, Mucoromycetes, Mucorales, Mycotyphaceae. The transcript is spliced from 8 exons. Gene Ontology annotation, biological process: protein phosphorylation. Gene Ontology annotation, molecular function: protein binding; ATP binding; protein kinase activity.